AUGACGCAGAUCGGCAUCUUCCCCGCAUCCGGGGCGCUCGGGACAAGCACGUAUUCCCACCUCUUAUCAAUCGUGCCAAAUAACCGGGUCACCCUCAUCAGUCGAUUCCCUGAAAAAGUACCUCAGAGGUACAUUAAGGAUGGGGUUACUACCCGACAAGCUUCAUACGAAUCGAGCCUUGAGGACCUUGAGUCUGCUUUUAACGGACUCGAUGUGCUAUUCCUCAUUUCGUAUCCGAGCCACGUUCACCAGUACAGGACCAAAGUCCAAACUAAAGGAAUUGAUGCCGCUCACAAGGCUGGGGUCAAGCACAUAUUUUACUCGUCCCUUGGCUUCGCAUCCCUAGACAAGGAUACUACGAAAGCAGAAGUGAUGGGAGCGCAUCUCGACAGCGAGGCUCAUCUCAAAGCACUCGCACGCAAAGACCCUGGCUUCUCGUGGACCAGCAUCCGCGAAGGUCUUUACAGUGAAUCAUUCCCCAUCUACACUGCCUUUUUCGACAUAAGGAAUCCUUCCAGUGAGAUUCUCAUUCCUCACGAUGGAACCGGUCCUGGCAUAAGUUGGGUGAAGCGAGAUGAACUGGGAGAGGCAACUGCGCGGCUCAUUGCCUCGUAUGCUGAGUCGCCGUCAGAAUUCAAGUAUAUAAACCAAAUCGUCACUCUUACGGGACCGAGACCAUGGUCACUGGCCGAAACCGUUCAGGUUUUGUCGAAGGCUUCGAAUCAAAACGUUCAGAUCAGACAGGUCAGUGUGGACGAGUAUGCCGCGCAGACGCAGGUUGUUGGGAGAUUUGGAUCUAAGGAACUCGCCACAACCUGGGCUACCGCAUGGGAAGCCAUCCAAGCCGGGGAGACAGGGGCUGUAACAGAGACACUGGGGCAAAUUCUGGGGAGAGAACCCGAGGCCUUUGACAAGACGAUCGAAGAUUUAGUCAAGGCAAAAUAG
Messenger RNA from Fusarium keratoplasticum, 945 nucleotides. RefSeq names its product NmrA domain-containing protein. The record is from RefSeq and is a predicted model, not a curated record. Lineage: Eukaryota; Fungi; Ascomycota; Sordariomycetes; Hypocreales; Nectriaceae. Bases 1 to 945 code for a protein of 314 amino acids. The transcript has a single exon.